Molecule: messenger RNA, 1934 nt
Organism: Annulohypoxylon truncatum
Lineage: Eukaryota; Fungi; Ascomycota; Sordariomycetes; Xylariales; Hypoxylaceae
Product: ATP-dependent RNA helicase eIF4A
Exons: 4
Coding region: 406-1599 (397 amino acids)
Molecular function (GO): RNA helicase activity; ATP binding; RNA binding
Source: RefSeq, a predicted model, not a curated record
AGAACUUUCCACUUUCCUGCAACUGCCAAGGUACGAAGUUUAGGCCCCGCAAUCAGGGUUUCCCCGAAGUUUUGCCCCCACUCAAAUUUUUUUCCCUACCUCUUUAUGUCAACCUCGAUCUUGGGCUUUUCCUCCCACCUUCGAUUUUUUUUUCCAAUCGUAACAGAUUAAUCAACACAACACAGAUUAACUACCACUGUCGGAUUGUUUUUGCUCUCUUAUUUUUGAGAGCAUUCAGUCCAUUCAUUUCACGCAUUUAUUUUCUACGCAGGACGACUUGCCUUGUUGCAAAGUUCGUGCACGUAUUUUCUUCAUAACCCCACCAAAGAUCGCCGCCGCAAGUCCUUUUGAAUUCUAAGCUGUGCUUGGAAUUCGAGAGGUCGCAUCGAUCAACUACUUGCAAUCAUGGCUACCGACAAGGGGCUCGAGGAUAUCGAGCAAUCCCAGAUCGAGUCUAACUAUGACGAAACCGUUGACUCCUUCGAUGAGAUGAACCUGCGACCUGAGCUGUUGCGAGGUGUCUACGCUUAUGGCUUCGAGCGGCCUUCUGCUAUCCAGCAGCGCGCUAUCAUGCCUGUCAUCAAGGGUCACGAUGUAAUUGCGCAGGCCCAGUCCGGAACUGGCAAGACCGCCACCUUCUCCAUCUCCGUUCUUCAGAAGAUCGAUCCCACCGUUAAGCAGUGCCAGGCACUGAUCCUUGCCCCGACCCGUGAGCUGGCUCAACAGAUUCAGAAGGUCGUCGUCGCCAUCGGCGAUUUCAUGAGCAUUGAGUGCCAUGCCUGCAUUGGUGGAACCAGCGUUCGUGAGGACAUGAAGGCACUUCAAGAUGGUCCUCAAGUCGUUGUCGGAACUCCUGGUCGUGUCCAUGACAUGAUCCAGCGACGUUUCUUGAAGACUGACGGCAUGAAAAUGUUCGUCCUAGAUGAGGCUGAUGAGAUGCUUUCUCGUGGUUUCACGGAGCAGAUCUACGACAUCUUCCAGCUCCUACCCCAGUCUACACAGGUCGUUCUUCUCUCUGCCACUAUGCCCCAGGACGUUCUUGAGGUCACGACUAAGUUUAUGCGUGACCCGGUCCGCAUUUUGGUCAAGAAAGACGAGCUUACCCUUGAGGGUAUCAAACAAUUCUACAUCGCCGUCGAGAAGGAGGAAUGGAAACUUGACACUCUCUCUGAUCUGUACGAGACGGUUACCAUCACCCAGGCCGUCAUCUUCUGCAACACUCGCCGAAAGGUCGACUGGCUCACUGACAAGCUCACCGCCCGUGACUUUACCGUGUCCGCUAUGCACGGCGAAAUGGACCAGGCUCAGCGUGACUUGAUCAUGAAGGAGUUCCGUUCCGGAUCUUCUCGUGUCCUGAUUGCUACAGAUCUCUUGGCCCGUGGUAUCGACGUCCAGCAGGUGUCCCUUGUCAUCAACUACGACCUCCCUGCCAACCGUGAGAACUACAUUCACCGUAUCGGUCGUGGUGGUCGUUUCGGCCGAAAGGGUGUUGCCAUCAACUUCGUCACUGCCGAGGAUGUCCGCAUGAUGCGCGAGAUCGAGCAGUUCUACAGCACUCAGAUCGAGGAGAUGCCUAUGAACGUUGCCGACCUCAUCUAAGCAUCGACGGAUCCUCUUACUAGUAGUGGUCUAUUACAUCGCUCGGAUUAGAUGGUCUGUGUUUUGACGCUGACUAUGACGUUCCGAGGAAUGAACCGACGAGGGUUUGAUGUUCUCGUCUAGCAUGAUUUCAUUUUACGCGUCUCACUGAUGAGCCGUGGUCUAUCAAGGGGGGUAAAAGAUCCAUUGCAUCUGGGCAUUUGCGGCUAGGUAGCACCUAAUUCGGUAAUGCAUGUGGCCUGAUGAUAGGGAUCGUGGACCAGGUUAUCACUUCUUUCCGUGCUACUCUGUACCUAGGUCGCCAGUACUUUCCUAAAUAAAUGCUUUUUAAGUUA